Molecule: messenger RNA, 7839 nt
Organism: Trichoplusia ni (cabbage looper)
Lineage: Eukaryota; Metazoa; Arthropoda; Insecta; Lepidoptera; Noctuidae
Gene: Brca2
Product: breast cancer type 2 susceptibility protein homolog
Exons: 10
Coding region: 182-7405 (2407 amino acids)
Biological process (GO): regulation of DNA-templated transcription; double-strand break repair via homologous recombination
Cellular component (GO): nucleus
Source: RefSeq, a predicted model, not a curated record
ACGUUUAGUACAAAACAAGUGUCAACAUGAUGUCAAUUUCAGAAAAAAUAAUUAUUAUGUUCGCGCUAAAUUUAUUUCAUGCUCUAAGCCAAACAGAAUUUAAUUAAACCAAAAUAUUUUAUAGUUUUAACCACAUACUUAUACAAUCUCAAUUUCUCCGGUGUUAAAUUACAUUAUAAAUAUGACAAACGCUAUAGAGAGUUUUGAGUUUGAAUUAAAAAAACAAAGUACAAAAACUCCUAAAACUUUAUAUAAUAGCAAUAAGCAGCAAAAUACGACUAUAUAUAAGCCUCAAGAUGUGAUAUCGAGUGUUUCAUUACAAAUGAAAGCCAUACAAGUUGCGGAUUCUUUAAAAUCUGGUAAAUGUGAUAAAAAGUUGAACCAGUUAAAGAAAUCGACGUUUUUAAGUGUUAAUAACUUACCGGCGUACGAAGAGGUAGCAAAACAAACAAUGAAGUUUGACACCCAAUUUGCAACAGACACACAACUGAUAAAUGUAAUAGAAGACGCAGAAUUGAUUGACGCACAUGCUGGUAUGACAGAGGAAUUUGAUUCCUCAUUCCGUCAGGCAGAGACAGAAGAUCAAAGGGACAUAGAAGAAGAUAGUAGAAGAAUGAAAGAUGCUGAAAGUGCUAAUGAAGCAUUAAAUGUAAAUAGAAAUGAUAAAAUUGCUUCUUUGUUGCAAAAUUCCAUCAAAAAUGACACAGGCAUUAAAAACGAUGACAGAGUUACAGCAAUGGAAUUCAAAAAUGAUGUUUUGAUCAUUAGAAAUAAAAGGAAACUGGAUACAGAUGAUGAUGAUUUGAUUGAUUUAUUUGACAAGAAUGAUGAAAAUAAAGGUUUUAAACAUGCAACAGAUGAACAUACACAAUUUGAAGAAUACAGUCAAAUGCUAAACCAAUGUAUAGAAAUUGAAGACGAGGACAUAGAAAGGCCACUUAGUCCAAUAUUUAUGCAGAAAAGCAAACCAAAAUCUAAACCGUCUACACCAUUAGUAGUUAGUCUAGAAACAUUUGAGAAAUUUGAGCAAAUAGCAAUGCCGAUCGUCGAAUCAAAUGACAUAAAUACUGCUAAACACGUAAUUAAUUCUCAAAUUCUAGAUAAUGAGCUACUAAUUAAAGUUAAUGAGGUUUUACCACCAGAUAAAGAAAAACUGACAAACGAUGUAAAUCUUAAAUUUCAAAUUGAUGAAACAGAUGAUAAUGGAAAAGAGAUAAAAUCUCUUAUAGUCGAAGAUCCAGACUUGGAUAUACAAUUUCUAGAACUAGACAAAGAAAUAUCUGAGGAUCUAAUAAAGAAAGCCAAAACUGAGAAUACUGAAAUAUUAAAAGAUGAAAUACUAUUUAGUUCUGAUGAAGAGGAAUUCGUUCAAAAAUCCUACCAAGAUCUACCAUUUACGUGUGCUCUGGCAACAUCGUUUUAUAAUGUCAAGGAUAUGGAUGAGACAAUGUUUGUGGGGUUUCAAACGGCUAGUAACAAGUCCAUACAAGUCUUCACGGAAUCUUUUGUUCAAGCCAAAAGCCUAUUAAGCAAUGUGAGUGAAAGGGACGACGAUAUAACUGUCACCGACUUAGUUAAUAACUGUGAUGGUAAUGUCAAAAGUAAAGAUGUAAAAAUGGACUUUAUUGAUAAAGAAACAGAGCUUGAUUUAGAAUGCAAUGAUGAUGCAAAUGAUAAUAAAGAACUUUGCUGUGAAGAAAAAGAGGUUGAUUUAGUUUGUACUAAUGAUGCAACUAAAUGUGAAGGACAUAGGAAUAUAGAUUUUAAUGGUAAAGCAACAAGGCUUGAUUCAGCUUGCAAUGAUGAUGAUGCAAAUAUGUUAGAUGUGCAAAGGAAAGCAGACCUUAUUGAUAGAGAAACAGAAAUUGGUUUAGCUUGUAAUAUACAAGCAGUUGAUAAUAUGGAUAUAGAUGUAGUAAUAGAAAGACCGGUUAUUAUAACAAAACAUGAAAUUGAAAUUAAAUCUGUGUCUAAUAGUAAUUUUCAAGGAUUCAAAACGGCUAGCAAUAAAAAUAUUAAACUCAGUGAGAAAGCUCUUGCAAGAUGUAACAAAGUAUUUCAAAAUAUAGAUCUAAAUGAAGAUUUUGGAUCACAAACUGAAGAAAUACCGAAAAAAGAAAAUAAAAACUUAAUUAAUGAAAUAAUUAAUAAAGAUGAGUUUGAAACCAUUAAUGAACCAGAAACCAAAAUAAUGAAAAAUCAUACAAAUGACAUUCAAAGCAUAGACGAUGUUAUAAUCCAAGAAUUUGAAAAUAUUGAAAUGUCGCUAGAAGAAGACGGAGGUAUAAGAAAAGUUGAGACAGAGAAUGUUGUUGGUAUUAAAAAUGAAACAGAUGAUAAUGCUUUAGAAAAAUAUCAAGAUUACGUCAAAGAUAUCGAUUUUGAUAACGAUUUUACUCAAGUUGAUACUAAUGAUGAAUUAUCUGAAAAUAUUACUGAGAUCAAAACACUUAACGAACGUACAGCAGACGCUAAAACAGCUGAGGUAAUUGAAAUAACUAGUAUUGAUACAAUAAUAGACAAUAUAAAUUCAAAUAAACCAUCGACAAGUAAAUCUUUCAUUGGAUUCAAAACAGCUAAUCACAAAAAUAUAAAAAUUUCAAAACAAGCCUUAGCUAAAACAAAAAGUAUUUUCAAAAAUAUUGACUCUACAGAACCAAAAUCACUUGAAAAAUUAAAUAUAGAAGAAUAUAAUACUAAUAUGGAUAAAAAUAAUAUUUUUGAAGGUUUCAAAACUGCAAGUAAUAGAAAUAUUAUUAUCACCAAAGAAGCUCUCGCUAAAACAGCCAAUAUAUUUAAAGAUCUAGAUUCAGAUAUAAUAAUACCUGAAAAAUAUGAAAAAGAGGAUAUAAAUGAAAAUAUAGAAUUGUCAGCUAAACAGCCAUCGACUAGCAAAGAGUUUUUAGGUUUUAAAACUGCAAAUAAUAAAAAGAUUACCAUAUCUGAUGCAGCUUUAGCUAAAACGAUAGAUAUAUUUAAGGAAAUUGAUGUUGAUUGUAAAAAGGACAACAAUUUUAAUGAAUCUUCUACUGAUUUGCCUAAUUUUGUCGGAUUUAAAACGGCUAAUAAUAAGAGUAUAAAAAUAUCUGAAACAGCUUUAGUUAAAACGAAGAAUAUUUUCAAAAAUCUAGAUACUGAAGAUUUUGAUUUUCCAUCGAAAAAUAAUGAAGAAUCUUUGAAAAGUCAAAAAGGACUUACUAACAAGUUUUCUAAUGAUAAAAAAAAAAUUAAAAAGCCUUAUCCUGUAGAAGAUCUAGAUAGAAAUAAAGAUUUAAAUAAAAGCCUUCAAACAAUCGAUUUCAAUGAAUCAUUUACAAACAAAGCAAGAUUCGUUGGCUUCAAAACAGCUAAUAAUAAAAAUAUCAAUAUAUCAGAAACUUCUAUUGCCAAAACUAAAAACAUAUUUAAAGAUAUUGAUGAUAAUGUUGCUAGUUCUAAAACAGAAGAGGAGAUUAAUAAAAAUGUUGCCAACGUUGAAAUUUUCGAAGAAAUUGAUGAUGUACCACCACCUUUAGGUUUUAUUGGAUUUAAAACUGGUCAUAAUAAAGAAAUAAAAGUUUUAAAAGCAGCGUUAGCUAAAACUAAAAAUAUAUUUAAAGACUUAAAUCAAAUUAAAGAAAAUAAAUCCGAAAAAGAUUAUUAUCCUACUAUUAUUAAAGAUGUACUUGAAGCAAAUACAAAAAUUAAUUAUAAUGAAGUCAAAAGUAUUGAAAAUACGGUAAAAGAAAUCUCGAUUCCAAAAUUCCAAGGUUUCACUACAGCCAGUAAUAAAAAAGUCAAAAUCUCAGAAGAAGCAUUAAUUAAAAGUAAAAACAUUUUCAAAGAUACAGAUCAAUAUGAAAUAAAGAUCAAAGAAAAAGAUGACUAUCCUACUAUAGAAAAAGAUAGAGAAAAUAAAAGGAAAGAUAGUCCACUUAGUUUCCAAGGAUUUACCACAGCGAGUAACAAAAAGGUAAAGAUAUCGAAACAAGCCUUACUUAAAAGUAAAAAUAUAUUUAAAGAUAUUGAAAGUGAUCCAAAUACUGAUGUUAUUAAUGAUCCAACCGACAAAUAUGAACAUGAAGAUAGGGAAAUAGCUAAAGGGAUAGAAAACCCACCUAAAUUCCAAGGAUUUACCACAGCAAGUAAUAGAAAGGUAAACAUAUCAAAAGAAGCCUUACUAAAAACUAAAAAAAUAUUUAAAGAUAUUGAUAAUGAUCCAAAUACAGAUUUUAAUAAUGAUCUAACUAACAAAUUCGAAAAAGAUGGUGAGAGAGUAACUAAAAAUGAUUUAUCUGAUGGUAUUGAUAUCAAAAAUUCUAGAUCCAGUCCUAUUUUUGAAGGUUUCAAAACAGCAAGCAAGAAAACAGUUUCAGUAUCAAAAGAAGCAAUUGCAAAAAGCAAAGAGCUAUUUCUAGAAAUUAAAGAACCUGAAUUUCUAGGUUUUAAAACUGCAAGUAAUAAUAAAGUGAAAAUAUCUGAAAAAGCGCUGAAAGAAACUAGAAAAAUAUUUGAUGAUGAAAUUCUUAGUUUUAAAUUUGAUAAAAAACAUCAUUUAAUUGAAGAUUUUUCAGCCGAAAUGAAAAUACAAGAUAAUGAUAGUACUAAGUUUAUUAAAAAAAGAAAUUUAGAUAUAGGUGUUAAAGAAAAUACAGAUAAUGGUGCAAUAAGAAACAAAAGAUGUUUUUCAGAAAUAGAUACAUCUGAAAUUAACAAAGAAAAGAUAAUUGUUAACGAAAUAUUGGAUACGCAAAUACUAAAUGACUUUGAAGAAAGCCUUCAUACUGAAGAUUUUAACAAGACGGCAGUUACAUCAAAGAGAUCUGGCAGCCCGAUCUUAUCUUGCCCUAAAGCUAAAAAAAGAAAGAAAUUUGUCACACCAUAUUCUCAAAAACAACCAAAAUGUUUUAAAACAGUCGAGAAAAUUAAUAAAAAUGUCACAGGAAUUAAUUUCACAGAGGAUUAUAAGAAAAAUAAAUGUUUUACUUUAAAAGAUUUACAAAAAUUAAAACAAACAAACUCUGUUACUACUGAUCCUUAUAUACUAAAAUUUAACUUUGAAAAUUUAUUAAAAUUCGAGUUUAUAAAUGAAAGAAAUAAUUUAACUGAUUCAAAAUUAAAUUUACAUUUAUUCAAAGAUCUAUUUACAAAUUCAGUUAAUAAUAAACUGAUACCUAACGGUUGGUUAGAUAACCAUUUUAAGUUAAUUCUCUGGAAGUUAAUAUCUUAUGAGGUUAAAUUUAACUUGAAGUUCAAUGCAAGAAAUGUUAUGGAUCAAUUGAAAUUCAGAUAUGAUAAAGAGUUAUAUAAUGCUCAGAGGCCGGUUUUAAGGAAAAUUUUGGAAAAAGAUGAUGUCCCAUCUAAAACUAUGGUGUUGUGUGUCGCUGGGGUCUAUGUUGAUGGAGUUAGCGUUGCCAGUGCAUCAACAACGAAUCUAGAACUUCUACUAACGGAUGGCUGGUACUGCAUCAUGUCUACUCCGGACAAAAUGUUAGCACAGUUGGUCUGUGAUGGCAAAAUCACUGUUGGGACUAAAAUCGUCACCAACGGGGCCGAGUUGGUUAAUUGUGAGCAAGGAGUCUCGCCUUGGGAGGAUACAUCAGCGGUCCGUCUAAAGAUCUUCGGCAACUCGACCCGCCGCGCUCGCUGGGACGCCCGCCUCGGUUACCAUGGCAACGGCGCCAUCUUGUCGCAGCUGUCAGCUGUCAAACUGGAUGGCGGGAAAGUGUCGAAGCUUAUGGUUUUUGUGACCAGAGUCUAUCCAGCUAUGUACGUUGAGAAAUUUGAAGAUGGGAGUACUGUGACAAGAUCAGAACGUUUAGAACAUUUGCAUCAGAUGAAGACAGAAGCAGAAAGGCAGGGCAUCAUGGAGAAGUUAUAUGAAGAAGUGGAGAAGGAGUUCGCUGAUCAGGAGUCGCAGGAUUCCGAAGGCUAUACAGAUUCUUGCAAUAGAACAUGUCUGGACAGCGGCUCGCAAAUCGCUAAACUGAUGAAGAACAGCCGAGAUCCAGCUGAAUUCAGAGCACACUUAACAUCAUCCCAAACCCGUCUCUUAGAAGCCCACACAACGAAACGCAGGGAACAUCUUCUAGAAGAUAUACAGAAGAGAAUUAGAAAGAAGAUGGAGACAGCAGGUGUGAAUGUAAACAGGAACGUGGUAACGUUGUUGAAGAUAAGAGUGGCUGGUGUAGAAGAUAGAGAGAAAAUUGUUGUGACUAAAGGCAUGAUGUCAAUAUGGAAACCGACAGAGGAAGUACAAGAAAUCAUUAAAGAGGGCGCUUGGAUCGAUAUUAUGAACGUAGUACCCACAGCUGUUAGAUACUCCGAAAUUCAAAUAUCAGCCGGCAGACAAUCAAUAUUCAGUGCUUCAAAAUACAAAGACGUAGAAAAAAUUAAACCAUACACAAGUCUACUUAAACGCAAAUGUUACACCAUAAAAGAUCUAGCCCAAAACCCAGCCAUGGCCACCGAUUACAACGAAAUCGAUACCGUAGGCAUGAUAUUUCAAAUCGAUCCAUCGAUUUCGGACUUCGAUUCGACUAAACAACCCUUCCAAAAUGUUUACUUAGCUGAUUUUGAUAAAAAUAUAAUCUGUAUAAAUUUUUGGGGAGGACUAAAGAAAUUUGGUUUCCAUAAUGUUUUGGAUACCGGUCAAAUCGUCUCCUGUGUGAAUUUACAAAAACGGGCUGGCAACACUAGGAAAACUAUACCGCAUUUUCGCGUAACUGAGUUCUCGUAUUUUACGAAGACGCCGAAAAGUGAAAAUGCUAGAACAAUAGUUGAUGAUUUAAAUAAAAUGUUUUUAUCACUCGAUCGAAGAAAAUUCUGUGAGCAAUGUAUAGAAAUUAAAAAUAACUAUUCCUCUAACAAAAAUAAUGCUGAAAAUAUAUCCCCUUAUAGAUUUAAUAAUAGCGAUUAUAAUCAGUCUAGAAAUAAAAUAUUUAUCGAUUCGCCUUUAGCUAGACCGAAAACGGAUGACAAUUUCAACCUAACCGGCCUUGAUUUUGAGUCUACAUUCAGACAGACAGACACACAAAAUCUAUCAGAAGAAGUCUUAAUUAGAAAGCGUAAAGUCAACGAAAAAAUAGCUAAAUUAAAAAUGUAUGGGGAACCACCGCCAUUGACCAAUCUACAUAUUAUAAAUAAAUCAAAAAGUGCUUCGAAUUCAUAUAAAAGUCCUUUAUUAACUAAAAACAAUCAAUCUAAAACAACACACGAACUGUCAAACUCGAAAUCUGACAGUUGUGUGAAUGUUGCCAAUGAGAAAAAUUCUCCCGAAAAUGUGGGAGAUAGCCCAGUGAUUUUGAAUAGAACUUAUGUAAAAAGUAUAGAUCCAGUCAAAAUUGAUUUUGAUGUGAAAGAUGAUAGUCAUGUUGAUCAUUUUGCUGAUGAUUUCGAUGGCAGUCCGCCUUUGAGUCUAGAUUAAUUCUUUCUGUAAAUUAAGGGCUUACAGGGUGUUUUAAAAAUGUCUAAAAGUACUUGUUACCGAUAUUAAACUAAUUACUAGUAAUAAAUUGUAGAUUUUUGGAUUAUACUUUGCUAAUGACCUGAAAAAGAAUAAAAUUUACUGGCCCGGUCUAGUUGUUAGUGGCCCUCAUUGCUUUACCGUAGGUCGUGGAUUCCAUUCCCACCCAGAACAAAUAUUUGUGCGAUGAGCACUAUCAUUUUUCUGUCUGGAUGUACUCAUAAUACAAGCUUUGCUUAGUUUGAGGCUGAAGGCGUUACGUGAAAGACGUAAAAUAUAAUUUCAUUAAACAAAAAUGUAUCACUCACCCUUAAACUAAUUUAAGCUAAGAAAACUCAUUCAAAGUAUUUUUUUAUAAAAUAGAAGAAUAUUUUGCGUGAAAGAGGAACAAACAU